Messenger RNA from Harpia harpyja (harpy eagle), 3491 nucleotides. RefSeq names its product PHD finger protein 2 (gene PHF2). The coding region runs from base 171 to 3356 and encodes 1061 amino acids. Gene Ontology annotation, biological process: protein demethylation; regulation of transcription by RNA polymerase II. The transcript is spliced from 22 exons. Lineage: Eukaryota; Metazoa; Chordata; Aves; Accipitriformes; Accipitridae. The record is from RefSeq and is a predicted model, not a curated record. Gene Ontology annotation, molecular function: transcription coregulator activity; histone demethylase activity.
UUUUUUCUUUUCUCCCUUCUCCCUUCUCCCCCACCCCGUCUCCUCGACAUUGCAAAUUCGCUGGCGUUUCGGCAGGAGCAGCAGCCGAAGCGACCCCGCGGCAGGAGCCGCCGCCAGCCCCGCUCGCUCCGCUCCUCCGGGCGUCCAGCCUUGUUUUGAAGGGAGCUAACAUGGCGACGGUGCCCGUCUAUUGCAUCUGUAGGCUGCCCUACGACGUAACCCGCUUCAUGAUCGAGUGCGAUGCCUGCAAGGACUGGUUUCACGGCAGCUGCGUGGGUGUUGAAGAAGAAGAGGCACCAGAUAUAGACAUCUAUCAUUGUCCAAAUUGUGAGAAAACCCACGGAAAGUCUACUUUGAAAAAGAAAAGAAAUUGGCAUAAACACGAUACCGGACAGACGACAGAGGUCAAACCUGUACAGAACGGGAGCCAAGUCUUUAUAAAAGAACUUCGAAGUCGUACUUUUCCAAGUGCUGAAGAUAUAGUCGUGAAAGUGCCAGGCAGCCAACUAACAACAGAGUAUUUGGAAGAAAAUGGCUUUGCAGAGCCCAUCCUUGUCCCAAAGAAGGAUGGCCUGGGUUUGUCUGUACCUGCACCCACCUUCUACGUCAGCGAUGUUGAAAACUACGUUGGACCAGAGAGGAGUGUUGAUGUCACUGAUGUCACCAAGCAGAAAGACUGCAAGAUGAAGCUCAAGGAAUUUGUGGAUUACUACUACAGCACAAACAGGAAAAGGGUCCUCAAUGUGACCAACCUGGAGUUCUCGGACACGAGGAUGUCCAGUUUUGUAGAGCCUCCAGAUAUAGUUAAGAAGUUGUCCUGGGUGGAAAACUAUUGGCCUGAUGAUGCUCUUCUGGCUAAACCAAAAGUUACCAAGUACUGCCUGAUCUGUGUGAAGGACAGCUACACGGAUUUCCACAUAGAUUCGGGAGGAGCUUCUGCGUGGUACCAUGUGCUGAAGGGAGAAAAGAUAUUUUAUCUCAUCAAACCAGCCUCUGCAAAUAUUUCUCUUUAUGAACGCUGGCAAUCGGCAGCAAACCACAGUGAGAUGUUUUUUGCAGACCAAGUAGAUAAAUGUUACAAAUGCACAGUUAAACAAGGACAGACACUCUUCAUUCCAUCAGGUUGGAUAUAUGCAACUCUAACACCUGUAGACUGCCUGGCCUUUGCAGGACAUUUUCUACAUAGUCUAAGUGUUGAAAUGCAGAUGAGGGCAUAUGAAGUAGAAAGACGAUUGAAAAUUGUCAGUCUGACCCAGUUUCCAAACUUCGAAACUGCAUGUUGGUAUAUGGGAAAGCAUCUACUAGAGACUUUCAAAGGUUUGCAUAAAGCUGGGCAACAACCUCCUGCUCAUUUACUCCAAGGAGCAAAAAUUCUCAAUGGUGCUUUCAGGUCAUGGACUAAAAAACAGGCUUUAGCAGAGCAUGAAGAUGAACUACCAGAAAACUUCAAACCAGCACAACUUAUCAAGGACCUUGCCAAAGAAAUAAGAUUAAGUGAGAAUGCUUCAAAAGCCAGCAAAGCAGACACGAGUGCCAACACAAAUGCCGAGGAGAUCUGUCCUGUGGAGAAGGAGGAGGCACCAUCACCCGUCCAAGUGACACCUCCGCCCCCACCUGUAGAAAAGCUCCCUAAAAAAAAGACUCCCAAAACUGUGAAAACCCCCAAACAACUCAAGCCAUCCAAACCCCCCAAACCUCCCAAGCCACCCAAACCCCCUAAGCCUCCCAAAACACCAAAAGUUAAGGGAGAAGGAAAAAAGAAAGGAAAGAAGGCAAAAGAAAGUCCACCUCCAGCCAUCCCGAAUCUCGACUUGCUGGAGGCACACACAAAGGAGGCUUUGACAAAGAUUGAGACGCCAAAGAAGGGGAAGGCUGCAAAGAAUGUUUUAAGUGUUCCCAAUAAGGAAACUGCUAGUAAGCAGAAUGAGGUGGAGAAGUUUGAAGUUCGAGAGCAAAAUAAAAGCAAAACAGAAGCCAAAUGGAAAUAUAAGAACAGUAAGCCUGAUUCACUUCUAAAAAUGGAAGAGGAACACAAAUCAGAAAAGACACCUUUAUCAGGAAAUAAGGACAACAAAUUUACAUUCUCUUUCUCUAAUAAGAAGUUGCUUGGUUCAAAGGGAGUCAAAACCCAGCUGAAUACUAGUGUGUUUGGAUCACUGCAGAAUUUUAAAGAAGACAAAGCAAAACCUGUACGAGAUGAAUAUGAAUAUGUGUCAGAUGAUGGUGAACUAAAAAUUGAUGAGUUUCCAAUCAGAAGGAAGAAAAACACUACAAAAAGAGAACUGCCCUUUUUAUCCGAUAAAAAAGACACUCUGCAGCACACUCCUGUUAAGAAGCCAAAGGUGGAGUCAGUAUCAUACAAGAGCGAUGACUCGUCAGAUGAAGAUUUGCUUCACAUUGACACAGAGGCAAAGCCAGGGCGCAAUUCCAAAGUAAAGAAAGAGAGUGGAAGUUCAGCAGGAAUUCUUGAUCUUUUGCAGGCAAGCAAGGAAGUUGGGGGUUUAGAGUAUAACACCAACAGUCAGCCACCUGCCUCACCCAGCACGCAAGAAGCAAUCCAGGGCAUGCUAUCGAUGGCAAACCUCCAGUCGUCAGAGUCCUGCCUCCAGACGUCAUGGGGUACCAAUCAGGCGAAAAAUAAUUCCAUCUCCACACAAAACUCUAAAAAAACAGGUGGUGGCAGCAACAAAAAUGCCGGCAAGCGGUUACUAAAGAAAAGCACAAAGAACAGUAUUGACAUUGAAGAUUAUGAUGAAGACCAGGACCACUUAGAUGCCUGUUUUAAAGAUUCAGAUUACGUUUACCCUUCUCUUGAAUCAGAUGAAGAUAAUCCAGUAUUCAAAUCCCGAUCAAAGAAAAGGAAAAGUUCAGAUGAUGCCCCUUACAGUCCAACGGCACGAGUUGGCCCCUCAGUGCCUCGACAAGACAGACCGGUGCGAGAGGGCACGAGAGUUGCCUCCAUUGAAACUGGACUUGCCGCUGCUGCCGCGAAGUUGUCACAGCAGGAGGAACAAAAAGGCAAGAAGAAAAAAAAUACCAAAAAGAAGCUGUCGACCAACAACGCGAACAAACCGGCUCAGGAAGGCAGCUCGCCAGAGCCGAAGCUGGAGUCACAUGCCAGCAGCCUCACAGAUCACGAGUACACCGCAGGGGCCAGCACCUUUGGGGUCGCCCAGCCUAACAGGGGAUCGCAGCCGAUGGCACCCGGUGUUUUCCUCACACAGAGGAGACCCUCAUCAUCCUCGCAGAACAAUGCCUCCGCCAAAGGAAAGCGCACGAAGAAGGGGAUGGCCACGGCCAAGCAGCGGCUCGGCAAGAUCCUGAAGAUCCACCGGAACGGGAAGCUGCUGCUCUAGCGGCGGGGCCGGCGGGCAGCCCGGAGGCGCCGCGCCCGGGGACGCUGCCGCUCGACUCUCGGCCACCGCGACAGUAAUCCCUUUAACUUUCAGCGGUCGGAGUGUACAGAAUCCUGCUAUAAAUAUUUUUUAAUA